Molecule: messenger RNA, 3953 nt
Organism: Diachasma alloeum
Lineage: Eukaryota; Metazoa; Arthropoda; Insecta; Hymenoptera; Braconidae
Product: colorectal mutant cancer protein
Exons: 11
Coding region: 636-3194 (852 amino acids)
Molecular function (GO): calcium ion binding
Source: RefSeq, a predicted model, not a curated record
GGCAGUGGAGAGUCACAAGUUUCAAGAUGGCGAAUACUGUCAAAGUAUUUUGACUUCUCUCUCCCUUUGCCCAUUCGCAUGCGGGUGGAAAAAAAAUCGAUAGUUGUUAUGGCCCUCCGUCAUUCCCGUUGGAGGGAUGAGAGUUUAGCAUUUUAGGUUAGGGUUAGUGGACUCGUUGACACCCGGCCUCGCGUAUGGCACGCACCCAUAGCCUCCGCAAAACGCCGCAUUUCCCAACUCCCCCGUAAUGUAUAUCACACUAUGGCUUCCCUCGUGUCGUGCAGUGUAAACAGUGUAACGAGACCGAAUAAAAUCUGUGCAAUAACUCCAGAGACAGCUCCAACAAUCCUCCAAAAAUCAUCCCCCCAAGAAUCAGUGAGUGCACGAUGAAUGCAUCCCUCAAUGCCGAAAAACCCCAGUGAAAAGGCACUCGGUCCCCCCACCAGACUCGCCAAAAAUAGGUCUUUUGCCGUACUUUGUUUCCCUUCGACAAAAUAUUUAUGGAAAGGGAGUGCCAGAGAACUUAACACAUUAGCCCUUCUAAAAACCAGAGAGUUGAGAGAAUAAGUGACCGAGGGUAUCAAUUCAUUGUGCAUGGAUUCGAUGAUAUGGCUGAUACAGAGGACACCUAAAGGAUGUCACAGACAGCGGAUGCUGAGAGUGAGGCGGGCUCCAUUUGCGACGAGGAGAGAGUGAGAAAGCUCUUCCAGGCCUGCGACGGAGACGGGGAUGGUUUCAUCGAUAGUCAGGACCUGUUGACUGUCUGCCGCGAGCUGAACCUCGAGAAUUCCGUGGAGGAGUUGAUGAGAGAACUUGGUGCAGAUGAAACUGGCCGUAUAUCCUAUCAAGAGUUUCUCAGACGUCGUCUGGCAUUGAGACCGGAAAUCGAGGCACUGAGAUCAGGAAAGAGCAGGACCAGUCCUCAUCACACCCACACACCUGAGUAUCUACCAACCAGCAGCGACAACAGUCUCGGGACAGUUUCUGGGCGUCAUGAGAGUUGGGAGUUCGACAGUGGGGCACGUGAUUUGUCACCCGAGCCUCACACCCUCCAAAAACUCGUGGAGGCAGCAGCUGGAGGAACUGGAAACAUGCUCGACCUCGCCAACAAGCUUCAUGCCGCCGCGUUAUCGUCCCUGAGAUCAGAGGUAGCCGAGCUGAAUGCCCGUCUUCUGUCGGCAACGAGAGCAAAAGAGGCUGCGGAGGCGUCACUGAUAAGAGCCGAGGCACAGGUAGCAAGGGCCGAACAGAGGGCUGAACAGCAGUCAGCCAGGCAAGAGGAACGACUCACUGAACUUCACUCUGUCAUUGCUGAGCUCGGGCGACAGCUAGAGAGACACAGGGCAACUGUCAUUGCCGAGGAGGAUGAGUCAGAAGUGGAAACGAGUAGAGAUGCUGAAGGAUCGAUAACAAAUCCAGUGGAGGAGUCAGAAACCGGUGACAUUCAGGGAGAUGGUGAUCGUACCCUGGGCGAUGCCGACUCGAGCGAGGACAGAAGUUGUGGAGAUGAGAUCUCAACUCGCCAAACAGAGAAUGAUCGAGAACAGCUGGACAGCCCCGCGGCUCUACCCACCCCAGAGCCAACCCAGCAAGCAGCCUCGUGUCAGAGUGUCGCUGUUGCUACACUCCAGGAGGAGGUUAAUGCACUGAGAGCUGAAAUUGCUACUCUGCAAGCACAACUUGCGCAGUUCAGGGGCCAUCCUGGACAGAAUAACCACUCGGGGCAUCAUGGGAGCAGUGACUCACCCAGAAGGGAUCACAGGAGAGGAAACAUCAGCUCCCCUGAGCCCCUCACAGCCCCCUGCUCACCCCUCCUGCCGCCCCUGCAAACCCCCCCAGCGAAGAAUCCCUCCCGAGAGGAGGUCCCAGUUCUGAAGAUGGCUGAGAGAGUAAAAUUGAGAAGAACCGAUGAGAGGCACAUCACUGGGCCUGACAUCACAAAUUUGGGUGUCUGCUCGACCAUGGUGGCUGAACACCUAGUCUCUGAUCUUCUGGACCACUCCAACCUCCACGAGCUCAAUGGCUCUGAGAAGCAGUUCGAGGUCGAAACAGAGAGGUUGAACAGCAGACUUGAGCAUGCCAGGGCCAACAAUGCUGUUCUUGCUCUGACUCUGCACGAGAGCAAAGCCCAGUGUGACAGACUGAGUCUUCUCGUUGGUAAAUACGAGUCCAACGCAACAGCCCUGAGACUGGCUCUUUCCUUCUCUGAUCGUGCCAUUGAAGCCUACGACGUCCUAGUUGCAUUAUUAGAAACAGAGAUUGCAUUAUCAUCGGAUAGAAACAGUGUUACCAUUGAUAAUCGAAGAACAGCUGAGAAUGUCGCUCACCAUGUACUGAAGAGACUGGAGAAUGAUUGUGCAACGCUUGGAGCACCGUGGGAGGAUAGUAUUAUUUUAUCCGAUGACUCUGAAGUAUCGUGGUCAGUGGACGAAGAGCAACGUCUUCGUCGUCACAUAAGCAAGCUGAAGGGCGAUCGUGCGAUGGUGAGAUCAACAGCUGUGGAAUUGGAAACAGUUCACGUUGAGCCAAUAAACUCCAAGAAUACGAUUUCCCUAGCAGAGGCUAGAAAAUUGGAUCUCGAGACUGCUGUUCUCAUGCAGGAGCUCAUGGCAAUGAGGGAGGACAAGGCAGAGCUUCGAGCUAGAGUUUUUCUCCUCGAGAAGGAACGAGCGACCGUUGAGUUGAAGCUCAAUGCACGAGAUGCACAAAUCGCAGCGCAACACGCAGCUAUUCAGCAUCUGCAGGGACAGCUGACUGAUACCGAGGCCAUGCUGGCUAUGGCUGGGAACAAGGAGAGGAUUGUGAGUGACUGCGAGAGCGAGGGCAUGGAGUCGGAACUCAUUGAGGCCCUGGGGAGGGAGGCAAGGCUCAAGGAUCGACUUCAGGAACUUGUGGCGACUCUGGAGAAAGUCACCAGGAACUCGGAGUUGAGGCACCAGCAGAGUGCGGAACUUGUUAAUGACUUGAAGAUGGCAAAUGGAGCACUCGUCCAAACACUAGAUAAAUCCAAAAAGAAGUACCAAUCGAGACUGAAGAAACUUGAGCAGCAGAUGAUAGCAAUGGUGGAGAGGAAUGCAUCUCAGGUGAAACUCUUGAAACAAAGAAUAGCAAUGCUGGAGGAGGAGGCAGCUGGGUACAAAGGAAGUCUUCCCCUGCAGUCCCAGAGCUCAGGUGCCUCAGAAACGUCUUUAUGACACUCGUCGGAUCGCGACGAUUCGCUCGGAUAAGAUCUCAUAACUCGAUAACUUUCCAAAUAGUCAUGUAAACCUCGCCUAAUCAGGAUUCAAUGUAUUUUUCUACUCAAUCGAUGACAGAAAAAAUGCUAAAGAACAAAGAAUUAAAUCCCAGAACCAGCUUUUGCGCCUAAACGACUGAUGUGAGAAGAGAAUAUCCCGCUUUUAUUGUACCUCGAUGGUAUUUAAUACGAAAUGGUGCGAGUUUUAGGAAGAAUUAUAAAUAAUUUUAUUAAUUUUUUUAUUCUUCGGGGGAAUUUAAUGAGAAGAUCCAUUCGAGAAAUUAUCUCACAACUUAAUUGUUUUAAAUUUUGAAUUCAAUUUUAUUGCAAUAUCACAAAAUACCGAGAAAACUCAAUUUUUUCUGAAAUAUUGACUCGAAAAGUCACGCGAAAAUGUCGGUCAAUAAUUAAAAAACUAUAAAUUCUUGAAAAAUAUCGGAAAAUUGUAUACAUCUUUUUUUGUACUUAAAUCUAACUCUACAAAAAGGUGAAUAUUAAUUUAGUUACCUCAUAAAAAAAUCAAUUAUGCAACGAAAUGAUAAAACACAGUUUCCUCAACAAUUCUUCUUAUUAAAAUCAACCAAAGAAUUUUUUCCAGCUUCUUGUCAGCUGUAUAGCAGUGUUAUGUAAAUAUGUAUAUUGUAAUCGAGUCGAAGGAACGAGUGAUACAUGUAGAGUUAUUAAAUAAAUCGUGCUUUAUUAAUUUUUAUCGUCUGAA